Erigeron canadensis is the source of this 910-nucleotide messenger RNA. RefSeq lists its product as uncharacterized. NCBI's taxonomy places the organism in Eukaryota, Viridiplantae, Streptophyta, Magnoliopsida, Asterales, Asteraceae. The record is from RefSeq and is a predicted model, not a curated record. The coding region runs from base 1 to 531 and encodes 176 amino acids. The transcript is spliced from 7 exons.
AUGAUUCAGAUCUCGCACUCUGGUCAGAUCUCGCACUCUGGUCAGAUCAAACACGAUAAAUGGGCAGCUGUUUGUGGACCACCUUUAAUUGAGAGGUUCAAUGAGGAGAUUGAAGCGAAGGGACUGAAUAAUCAGGUGUUUGUGAAUCCUUUCUCAUAUAUUGUGGGGAUCGAAUAUGCAGGGAACUUGAUAAUAUUCAGUGCAGCUAAAGAUGGAAAAGUCUCUGGUCAUUGGUAUGGUUAUGUCACCCCAGAUGAUGUGCCUGAAUUGCUUGACCAACAUAUCAUGAAGGGUGAGAUCAUUAAAAGGAUUUGGAGGGGCCAAAUGGGGAUCUCUGGUGUUAAAAACAAAAGCAUCACAGAGGAGGAAUAUGUUGAUUUCAGCGGCCAAAUGAGGAUCCCUGGUGUUACAAACAAAAGCAUCACUAGUGAGAAGGAAAAUGUUGAUUUCAGGAGCCAAAUGCCUAUUAAGGUCACGAGGACAAUAUGCCUAUUAAGACGGUAUUUACAAUCUGCGAAGACGCUCGUUUAAAUGAUGGAGACGUUCUAAUUUUUCCUGACAUGAUCUUGUACAGGAGCCAAAUGAGGAUCCCUGGUGUUAAAAACAAAAGCAUCACUAGUGAGAAGGAAAAUGUUGGAUCUUCACAAGACAAUGGAAGAAACUUGAUAUUUUUGCUGCCGUUGCUGUUGUCGGGGUGGUGGCAUCUGUAGCUGUGUCCUAUAGUCAGCUUAAAAGGUAUGUUGAAGCAGAUUUGCAGAAGAACCGGGCUAGGCUCACAUAACGUAUCAAUAUAUGGACGUGGCAGUAUGUCCCAACCGAACCAGUCCCAUUAUUUUAUAUUCUACGUGUAUAAAAUGUUUCGAAUUAAAAUGAGACGUGCUAUAUUAUUAUAAAAAGAACGUUAUUCUAA